Molecule: messenger RNA, 930 nt
Organism: Ornithorhynchus anatinus (platypus)
Lineage: Eukaryota; Metazoa; Chordata; Mammalia; Monotremata; Ornithorhynchidae
Product: olfactory receptor 2G3-like
Exons: 1
Coding region: 1-930 (309 amino acids)
Biological process (GO): G protein-coupled receptor signaling pathway
Cellular component (GO): membrane
Molecular function (GO): olfactory receptor activity; G protein-coupled receptor activity
Source: RefSeq, a predicted model, not a curated record
AUGGAGCUAAGCGAAGCCAACCAGAGCUCUGGGGGUGACUUUAUCCUGCUGGGUUUCUCUGACCAUCCAGGGUUGGAAAAGGUUCUCUUUGUGGUCAUCUCCAUUUUCUACUUCUUGACUCUAAUGGGCAACACAGCUGUCAUCCUGGUAUCUUACCUGGACUCCCAGCUCCAUACGCCCAUGUACUUCUUCCUCUCUAAUCUCUCUUUCCUGGAUCUCUGCUUCACUACCACCACAAUCCCCCAACUGCUGAUCAACCUGUGGGCACCAGGGAAAACCAUCAGCUACCAAGGCUGCCUUGCCCAACUCUACAUUGCUCUGGCUUUGGGCUCCACCGAAUGCAUACUGUUGGCCGUCAUGUCGUACGACCGCUACGUUGCUGUCUGCCAGCCCCUGAGGUAUGCAGUGCUCAUGCCGCUGUGUCUCUGUAGGCAGCUGGCCGCUCUGGCAUGGGUUAGUGGCUUUUCCAACUCCAUAGUGGGCACGGCGGUCACCCUCAGGAUGCCUCUGUGUGGGCGACGUAGGCUGGACCACUUCCAGUGCGAAGUCCCGGCCCUCAUUAGGAUCGCCUGUGGGGACACUGCACCCAACGAGGCUGAGAUGUUUGCGGCAAGUGUGAUCUUUCUGCUGGCACCCGUCUCCCUCAUCGUCACCUCCUAUGGGCACAUCACCCGGGCGGUGCUGAGGCUCCAGUCGGCCGCCGGGCGCGUCAAGGCAUUCCAGACUGGCUCCUCUCACCUCAUGGUGGUGGUCAUCUUCUUUGGAACCAUCGCCUUCAUGUACCUCCAACCAGCUAAGAGCACCUCUAAGGACCGGGGCAGGUUCGUCUCCCUCUUCUACGUCGUUGUCACCCCCUGCCUCAACCCUCUCAUCUACACCCUGAGAAACAGAGAGGUCAAGGAUGCAGUGAGAAGGCUGGGGAGAAGAUGA